This is a messenger RNA of Fomitiporia mediterranea MF3/22, 495 nucleotides long. RefSeq names its product histone-fold-containing protein. NCBI's taxonomy places the organism in Eukaryota, Fungi, Basidiomycota, Agaricomycetes, Hymenochaetales, Hymenochaetaceae. The record is from RefSeq and is a predicted model, not a curated record. Gene Ontology annotation, cellular component: nucleosome. The transcript has 5 exons. The coding region runs from base 1 to 495 and encodes 164 amino acids. Gene Ontology annotation, molecular function: protein heterodimerization activity; DNA binding; structural constituent of chromatin.
AUGUACGUUGUCGUUCCGUUCCUCUUUCUUUCCGUUUUUUCUUUUUCUUUUUCUUCUUCUUUCCUCUGUGAGGACGUCCAUGCUGAAAGUGGCAAAGCCGGAAAAUCAGGCGGAAAAGCAAGUGGAGAGGGCAAGUCGCAAUCGCGUUCUGCGAAAGCAGGCCUCCAGUUCCCUGUCGGUCGUAUCCAUCGUCUCCUUAAACGCGGGAACUAUGCACAACGUGUUGGCGCUGGUGCUCCAGUUUACCUGGCUGCAGUAUUAGAAUACCUCGCCGCUGAGAUUCUAGAGUUGGCUGGGAACGCCGCUCGAGACAACAAGAAACAGCGUAUCGUCCCGCGUCACUUGCAACUCGCCAUUCGCAACGACGAGGAACUGAACAAACUCCUCGGCAACGUUGUCAUCAGUCAAGGAGGUGUCGUGCCUUUCAUCAAUCCUGAGCUCCUCCCGAACAAAUCCGCGAAGGGCAAGAAAGAGGGUCAGAGUCAGGAGGUGUAG